Messenger RNA from Petromyzon marinus (sea lamprey), 3015 nucleotides. RefSeq lists its product as uncharacterized. Lineage: Eukaryota; Metazoa; Chordata; Hyperoartia; Petromyzontiformes; Petromyzontidae. The record is from RefSeq and is a predicted model, not a curated record.
CUCACCCCCCUGUCCCCCUGUGUUCUCUUCUCUAUCCCCCUCCCUCCACGUGUACUUCCCUCCCUCUCUCGCUGCAUCUCCCGUUGAGUUUCUCAUUUUUGCGUGGGGAGUGCAGCUCGCAACGCCACGAGGAUGGAUCCACUGCCCCUGAGGGAGACACCCACUCUCUCCACGCUCUUCCAGGAGCCGCUCCCCCCUCCUCCCGGUUACCAUGGCGACGACCCGGUCCCCCCGCCUCCCGGUUACUGUGGCAAUGAUCCUGCCCCGCCUCCUCCCGAUUACCACAGCGAUGACACAAACUUGCCCCCUCCUCCCAGCUACCAGGGGGAGCCCCUGCCCCCACCUCCCGGCUACCACGGCGACGACCUGCCCCCCCCGCCUCCCGGUUACCAAGGAGACAACUCAACCCUGCCUCUCCAGGAUCACCACGGCGAUGUCGCCUUCCCUCCACCUCCCGAAUACGUUGUCGAUGAAGGCGUCGUCGUCGACACACAUCCGCAAGGGUAUCCUGACGGACCCCUCCCCGAGGGUCACGGGGUUCCCGGGGUUUCCUUUCAGGACCCCCUGAGCUCCUUCCUCAGCGGCGAGCAGCUCGAGCGAAGUGUGUGCCUCGCGCGCCACGCCAUCGCCACCGCAUCGGGCGGUGCGACCGCGGCGGCAGGCCCGCCCAUCGGUGGAUUCCCUGUGUCACCCGGACGAGCCCCCAGUGUUGUCGGGGAGCUCUGGGGAGACGGUUCGGACGCCGAGGGGUCCGAAUUGGGGACCGGGUUCCGGACCGAGGACCCCCCAACGCCACCAGAGAGCUGGGACACGAGGUCGGACACGGCGUCACUCUCGUCGUUUGUGGAGAGCCUUGUGCUGGAGAAGCCCUUCUCGACGGCCGGGACUGGAACCGGCACCACUACCGGGGGGCUGCAUGACGGAACCGGAGAGGCGCCCAGGCGAGCGCCGGGCCAUGCCCCCUCUUUCACGCAGAGGCUGCGCAGCUGUCGAGUAAGCGAGGGGUCACAGGUCGUCAUGGAGUGUCACGUGACUGGUGACCCUACACCCACAGUCAGCUGGACCUGCGAGGACUCGUGCGUCCUGCCGCCAGGGGUCGUGACCUCCGUGCGGGGGGCCGUGACCUCUGCGGACGGGGCCGCGACCUCUGUGCGUCACGCGCUGGAGGUGGCGGCGGCGCGAGCGGCGCUGCAUUUGGCGCGGUACUCCUGCGUCGCCCGGAACCGGCACGGAAGCGCCACCACCUCGGCCGUGCUCAGCCUCACCACCGGUGAAGCUGUUCCUCCCCCUCCUCACCGCAAGAAGAAGGAGCCACCACCAGUUCCACCCAAACCGGUAUCGCGUCAUCCAAUCACGUCGCGGAUCCUGUCGUCGACUCCGCCCCCUCCACCCCCUCCGCCUCCUCCUAUUGGUCGGAUAAAACCACGCGUGGGGGUGAGGAAGUCCAUGUCGGAGCGUGAUAUCCGCCAGUCGAAGGACGCCCUCAUCCAGGACCUGGAGAAGAGACUGCAUAUGAGAUCCACUCCGCGACAGCCGCGCUUGUCGCACGAGGAGAAGAUGGCACGGCGACUGUUUGGGAACAAAUACGAGGACUCAGUCACGUCUGACACAGACAUCGCCAGCAACCCGGGGGCCAGUGUGCCCGAGUGCCCUCUGACCCGGCAGUACUACCGGCCUCACUUUGUGCAGCCGCUGAGCGACGUCACGGGCAGCGAGGGGGAUCUCUGCCGCCUCGACUGCAAGGUUACGGGGCUGCCGGAGCCGGAGGUGGCGUGGAGCGUGGAGGGCCAUCCGGUGAGCGGCCGCACCACAGGCUGCCGGGCGCUGGUUCAGGAGAGCGGCCUGCACUCGCUGCUGCUGCAGCUGCGGCCCGGAGGCACCGGUGGCACCGGUGGCUUGCUGGUGAUGUGCGUGGCACGCAACGCGGCGGGGGAGAGCGAAAGCAGCGCACGCGUCACAAUCACGCCGAGGGAGGUGGAGUCACCGCCUCACUUCGUGAUGCCGCUGAGACACGUGGUGGCCGAGGAGGGAUCGCCCUUCCGCCUCGAGGUCGUCGCGACCUGCCAGCAGGGUCACGGCAGGGAGGACGGAGGGGAGGACGGAGGGGAGGACGGAGGGGAGGACGGAGGGGAGGGGCCUCUCCUCACCUUCUCCUGGCUCAAGGACAAGCAGAGCGUCCACCCCUCCGAACACACCCGGAUGCACGAGGACGGCUGUGGCUACGCGUGCCUUGUGAUUGGCCGGGCGGGGUCACGUGACGCAGGCUGGUACUCGGUCUCCUGCCGCUCGCGCUCCGGGCUCCUGGCAUCGUGCACGGCGCGCGUCACCGUGCAGCCCCGAUACGGGCCGUCACCCACGUCCCCGGAGCCCCUCCCAUGGGGGUGCGAGCGUCGCAGCGGAGGGCGCUACGCCGCGCUGGGGGGGCUCGGAGCCGCAGUGCGAGCCGCCUUCGCCCCCCGCAAUGCCCUCUGAACCCCCCCCCCCCACCCCACCGCCGCGUCCCCGCCCCUAGACGCACGCUGUCCCAUGGCGCCUGUCCUGCGAGGACGAUGAUGACGAUGAGAGCCAUGACAGUCACGAAUGGUUUCCGAUGGAGCUGCCCUCCUAUACUCUCUUCAAACGCAUACGACGGGGCGGCCCCCCGUGGAAGCUGUCACGCGGCAGCGUUCGUCUGCUGCCAGUGAGCGGGGCGACGAUUGCUGCUGGGGCGUCCACUCCCGGUGGAGUCACUUGGCAGCGCAAUUUUUCAAAUUUGCCUCUUUUUGGAUACGUGACGGCGGCACACGGUGGCCUAUGUCGAACGGCAUCGCGAGAUCUUUUUAACGUCCGCUGUGAGUGAAGCAGGCGGCGCGUGAUGGUAUUGUUCCGGUUGAUACGCGCAACUAGCGGUAUUAACCAUGGCGGCCGCCGGACUCCAACCACAAACACCUCCCAACUGCUGGGUCACUGCCCCAAAUCGACUCCGAAUUGUGGUCCCUGAGCUCGCGAUGGGCGAGGGAGGAGUAGCGGGAGGGA